CCCUCAUCACGACCAUCGAGUCGCCCGACGGCUCGUGGACCGCCGCCACCGCCGACGACCUGAUCGCGUACAACCUCGACUGGAUGGACAAGUACAAGGGCAACUCGCCCGUCGUCCUCAAGCCCAAGUCGACCGACGAGGUGUCGAAGAUCAUCGCUUACUGCUACAAGAAGCGCAUCGCCGUCGUGCCCCAGGGCGGCAACACGGGCCUCGUCGGUGGCGGCGUCCCCGUCUACGACGAGCUCGUCCUCAACACCGAGGGCAUGAACCAGGUCCGCGACUUUGACGAUGUGUCCGGCAUCCUUACGACCGACGCCGGCUGCAUCCUCGAGGUCCUGUCCAACUACCUCGCGCCCAAGGGCUACAUGAUGCCGCUCGACCUCGGCGCCAAGGGCUCGUGCCACAUCGGCGGCAACGUGUCGACCAACGCCGGCGGCCUGCGCCUCUUGCGGUACGGCAGCCUGCACGGCUCGGUCCUCGGCAUCGAGGCGGUCCUCCCCGACGAGCACGGCACCGUCAUCAGCGUCAACAUGCCUGGCGGUGGAGGGGCGGGCCCGCUGCGCAAGGACAACACGGGCUACGACCUCAAGCAGCUCUUCAUCGGCGCCGAAGGCACCCUCGGCAUUGUGACGGGCGUCUCGAUCCUCACGCCUCGGCUACCGAGCGCCGUCAACGUCGCCGUCCUGUCCGUGCCCGACUUCAACUCGGUCAAGACCGUCUUCAAGGAGACCCGGGCGCAGCUCGGCGAGAUCCUGUCAGCGUUCGAGUUCUGGGACCAGGAGGGGCUCGACCUCGUGCUCGACCACACGGGCGCCAAGUCGCCGUUCGAGACCGCGCCCGAGGGCGGUCGGGCCUUCUACGUCCUGAUCGAGACGAGCGGGAGCAACAAGGACCAUGACGACGAGAAACUCGGGGGCUUGUUGGAGAAGCUCCUCGAGGAGGGCAUCUGCGCCGACGGCACGCUCGCGCAGGACGAGACCCAGGCCGCCAACCUGUGGUCCUUGCGCGAGUCUCUGCCCGAGGCCGCAGGUAAACUCGGCAAGGUCUACAAAUUCGACGUGUCCGUCCCACUCUCCGAGUAUUACUCGCUUGUCGAGGAGACCCGGGCGCGCUUUGUCGAGAACGGCAUGGCCGAGGACGGGACGAUCAAGACGACGGUCGGCUACGGGCACAUCGGCGACAGUAACCUGCACAUCAACAUCGUCGCCAAGGAGUACAACGAGCGGACCGAGAGCGCGAUCGAGCCCUGGAUCUACGAGGCCGUCGCCAAGCGCAACGGCUCGAUUUCCGCCGAGCACGGCCUCGGCGUCAUGAAGCCCAACCACGUCCACUACAGCAAGACCGAGCCGGCCAUCGCCCUCAUGCAGCAGUUGCGGCGAGUGUUCGACCCGCGCGGCAUCCUCAACCCGGGCAAGUACCUGCCGCCGUCGGAGCACCUUCCCGAGGAGGGGCAGGAGAAGGUCAAGUAGAGCGGGUCGGCCGUCACAGGGUGUUGUAGAAAGGAGAGCGAGGACGAAGCGCUCGUGCUGUUCCGUGUCGGCGUCGUCUCG
Rhodotorula graminis WP1 is the source of this 1550-nucleotide messenger RNA. RefSeq lists its product as uncharacterized. The transcript is spliced from 7 exons. The record is from RefSeq and is a predicted model, not a curated record. NCBI's taxonomy places the organism in Eukaryota, Fungi, Basidiomycota, Microbotryomycetes, Sporidiobolales, Sporidiobolaceae. Gene Ontology annotation, molecular function: catalytic activity; FAD binding. Gene Ontology annotation, cellular component: mitochondrion. Bases 84 to 1469 code for a protein of 461 amino acids.